AUGCAAAAGCUCAGAUCCGCACAUCGCUCGGAGUCGACUCACGCACCGACAGCUCAGGGGAAAGUUCUCCGAACUAUUCGCAGCUGGCCCCGCUGGAAUCGGGUCGAGUGCCGCGCCCCUCUGAUCGCCUUUUCAGCAUUGAAUCGCGUCACAAACGCGAACGAGCCCGCCGCGGGCCUAGAACCGAGCUACGUUAAUCUGCGGCAACCCUUUCAGCGUAACUGGAGCUUAAACCGCCACGAAAACACU
This is a messenger RNA of Iphiclides podalirius (scarce swallowtail), 249 nucleotides long. Lineage: Eukaryota; Metazoa; Arthropoda; Insecta; Lepidoptera; Papilionidae. The record is from the annotation of a GenBank genome assembly.